AUGUCUGACUCUGUUGUUGUUAAUUAUAAGCUUGCGAAAGCUCCCAUUUAUUCCCACUGUUUCUCGCAGGAUAGGUCGAUUUUAGCUCUAACUCUGAACAGUGAUUGUUUGGUGUUCCGGUUGAUCCCAAAUGGAAAACCGCAAUUGGUAGCGACUCUACCGGAUCAUGACAAGACCGUGACCUCGGUAGACAUCUCAAUUCACGGAAGAAUUGUCACUUGUUCGCAAGAUAGAAACGCAAUUGUGUGGGAGCCCUUGAGCGAUGGCUCCUAUAAGCCAACUUUGGUGCUUUUACGUAUCAACAGGGCUGCAACAUGUGUGAAAUGGGCUCCAAGCGGCUACAAAUUUGCGGUGGGGUCAUCGGCUAGAAUCAUCGCUAUUUGUUACUACGAGCAGGAGAAUGACUGGUGGGUUUCGAAGCACAUUAAAAAGCCCAUCAAGUCCACAGUCAAUUGCUUGUCGUGGCACCCCAAUGGAAUAAUGCUUGCCUGUGGUGGAACUGACGGAUACGUGCGUGCGUUUUCGGGCUUUGUCAAGGGUCUGGACUCCAAAGAGCAGGUUUCCAACUCGCCUUGGGCCGACAAGUUUCCUUUUGGAGCUCUUAUUCGCGAGUGGUACGAUGGCGCGUGGAUCCAUGGCGUUGCUUGGAGAGGAUCGCAGGAAAAAUUGGCGUUUGUAACUCACAAUGGUACCUUCAAUGUUGUCGACGCAUCGGACGAGAUUUUGACCGCUGAAUACCCGGAGGGCCUCCCCUUGACGUCUGUAGUCUGGGUGAAUGACCACGAAGCCGUGUGUGGCGGGUUUUCGUGCCAUCCAGUUUUGUUCUCGGAGGGUGCCAAUGGCUGGCAGUUCUCCAAGAAUAUCGACAAGAGCGUUGCUUCUCGAACGCCUGUGGCUGCGAGCUUUGAGGGGGGCGAUGAUCAAGAUGAAAACCCGUCGUUUGGUAUCUCUGCUUUGAGAAAGUUCAAAGACUUGGACCUCAAGGGCAAAGUUUCGACCCAAGUUCAAGAGUGCACUCACGAAAAUGCCAUUAUGGAGCUUGCACCUUAUGCGGAAAGUAGCGGCAACGUCACCGAAGUGUCCUCGUGUGGCCUGGACGGGAAAGUGGUGAUUUAUAGAGUGUAG
Molecule: messenger RNA, 1125 nt
Organism: Lachancea meyersii CBS 8951
Lineage: Eukaryota; Fungi; Ascomycota; Saccharomycetes; Saccharomycetales; Saccharomycetaceae
Source: the annotation of a GenBank genome assembly